GGCCAUUCGUAAAUCUCUCCAGUCCUUUCGAAGCUAACUCCACCACACUAGCAACCAUGGUUCGUAUGAGCGUGCUAGCCGACUGUCUCAAGACGAUGUACAACGCUGAGAAGCGCGGAAAACGCCAGGUUCUCAUCCGCCCGAGCUCAAAGGUGAUCGUUAAGUUCCUGCAGGUGAUGCAGAAGAACGGCUACAUUGGCGAGUUCGAGAUCGUGGACGACCACCGUGCCGGAAAAAUCGUCGUGGAGCUCAAGGGCCGCAUCAACAAGUGCGGCGUCAUCUCGCCUCGCUUCGACGUCAAGCUUGCUGACUACGAGAAGUGGAUCAACAACCUCCUGCCGUCGCGUCAGUUCGGCCAUAUUGUGGUCAGCACCACGUACGGCAUCAUGGACCACCACGAGGCCCGCCGCAAACACACGGGUGGCAAGAUCAUUGGAUUCUUCUACUAACUCUUUAGUGAGACCAGACCAUGACUCUAGCCAACUAGUGCGACCUUGAAGUCGUGUCCGGAGAAAGGAGAGGAUUUGAGUGGAUUAAACAACGUAGAGACUCGGCUAAUACAAAGUAGCUUCUUUGCGUUACGCUCCGGU
Molecule: messenger RNA, 590 nt
Organism: Phytophthora infestans T30-4
Lineage: Eukaryota; Oomycota; Peronosporomycetes; Peronosporales; Peronosporaceae
Product: 40S ribosomal protein S15a
Exons: 2
Coding region: 57-449 (130 amino acids)
Biological process (GO): translation
Cellular component (GO): ribosome; cytosolic small ribosomal subunit
Molecular function (GO): structural constituent of ribosome
Source: RefSeq, a predicted model, not a curated record